AUGCUAUAUGCCGGCGUCAAGAAGAAUGGCGAGCGCUUCAUGUCACCACAGGACUUUGUGAGCCAUUUCCUCCAGCACACACAGACAUCCAGCUCUCGGACGAGGCUGCUGGCUGGAGUGGUGGAUCAGAAGAAAGACGGGUUGAUCUCCUUUCAGGAGUUUGUCGUCGAGUCGGUGCUGUGCGCCCCAGACUCCCUCUUCAUGGUGGCCUUUCUGCUGUUUGAUAAAGCAGGCAGUGGCAUGACCAGCUUUAAGGAUGUGCAGCAGGUCUUCAGCCAGACCACCAUCCACCAGCACAUCCCCUUUAACUGGGACUGUGAGUUCAUACGGCUGCACUUCGGCUCAGGGAGGGACAAGCGUGCUUUGACCUACUCACAACUGACCCACUUUUUGUCCGAUAUGCAGCUGGAACAUGCGCGGCGGGCUUUCAUCCAGCGGGACCGAGACAGCGGCUCCAUCUCGGGCCUGGACUUCAGGGACAUCAUGGUCACCAUCCGGCCGCCCAUGCUCACAUCCUUCGUGGAGGAAUGCCUCGUGGCGGCCGCGGGUGGCACAACCUCUCACCAGGUCAGCUUCUCCUCCUUCAACGGCUUCAACUCGCUUCUCAAGAUGAUGAGAAAGAUCUACAGCACUCUGGUGGGCCACCGGCGAGAUGUGGAAGUCACCAAAGAAUAGUUCAUUGUGGCAGCUCAGAGGUUUGGUCAGGUGACACCCAUGGAGGUCAACAUCCUCUUUCAGCUGGCUGACCUAUGUGUUGGUUUAGUGGACAUUGAGCAGAUCGCUCCGCUGGAGGAAGGCGCCCUUCCCUACAACUUGGCUCAGGUCCAGAGACAGCAUGAAAUCAGUGUCUACAUAAUUGUAUUCUCCCCUGUAGCUGUGGGAGCCACAGCAGUGUACCCCAUUGAUCUGGUGAAGACACGCAUGCAGAACCAGAGGAGCAGCGGCUCCCUGGUGGGAGAGCUCAUGUACAAGAACAGCUUUGAUUGCUUCAAGAAGGUGGUCCGCUACGAGAGCGUGUUCGGCCUCUACAGAGGUCUCGUACCACAGCUACUGGGUGUGGCGCCCGAGAAAGCCAUAAAGCUCACAGUGAACGACUUUGUGAGAGGAAAGACCCGACAGAAAGAUGGAACGGUGCCGCUCGGAGCUGAGAUCCUGGCCGGUGGAUGUGCCGGUGGCUCCCAGGUGAUCUUCACCAACUCUCUGGAGAUUGUGAAGAUCCGUCUGCAGGUGGCAGGAGAGAUCACCACGGGGCCGAGGGUCAGCGCCCUGUCCGUCAUCAGGGGCCUCGGUUUCUUUGGACUUUACAAGGGUUCCAAGGCCCGUUUCCUGAGGGACAUUCCCUUCUCAGCCAUCUACUUUCCCUGCUACGCCCACCUCAAGGCUCACCUCAGUGAGGCGGACGGAACCAUCGGACCGGCCAAGAUGCUGUUUGCUGGAGCGCUGGCAGGCCAGCGGCCUCUUGUGACCCCAGCUGACGUGAUCAAGACCAGGCUACAGGUGGCGGCCUACAGCGGCCUUGUGGACUGUUUCUGGAAGAUUCUCAGAGAAGAGGGACCCCGGGCUUUCUGGAAAGGAGCCGGAGCUCGUGUGUGCAGAUCCUCGCCUCAGUUCGGAGUGACCUUGGUGACCUAUGAACUCCUGCAGCGCUGGUUCUAUCUCGACUUCGGAGGACAAAAGCCGGCUGGCUCAGAGCCCACCCCAAAGUCUCGGAUCAGCCUGCCGGCGCCCAACCCCGACCACAUCGGAGGCUUCAGGUUGGCCGUGGCCACGUUCACUGGCAUCGAGAGCAACUUCGGUCUCCAUCUCCCACGCUACACGGUGGCGUCGGCAGCAGCAGCAGAGGCCCUCUCCGAUGCGGGUAGAGAAGGGGGGGGGGGUGAAAGAUGGGGCUUGUAUGUUUUUACCAAGUCAUUGUAGUAUUAUAAGUUACUGGCUUAAAGUUGUUUAUAAUGUGUUUUCUUUGAAUCUAGUCUACAUGCAACCAUGUGGAUUAGUGAGCUGAUUAGCGCGGGUACUUUGUAGGACUCGUGCCGUGUUUGUUUCACCAUUCAUGGACAUUGUAUAGUCGUAUUAUAAUGUGGUUUUUCAUACAGUGCAGCUGGUUCAGUAUAUGCACACAGGCAGCAGAAGUUUAAACACACUAAACUGAUGGCUUUUUAAAAUAUAUAUCUUUCAAACAUACAGACAUACGGUUGCAGCUUUUUCCAGUGUCUUCAUUUUGUUGCUCUAUAACCAAAAGCACAUCAUCCUCACAUGAUCAUAUAGCCAGUAAAAAAGAGAGGAAUUGAUCUGCACUUUAAACUGAAAUGAGGCACUUAUGUAUAUAUGAGAAAUCCAGAGCCAUAUGUUCAUAUCUAUACAGAUAUCUUUGUCACAAGAUGCUCAUUUGAUCAAAGGCUUCCGCUCGAAUAUGACCAAAAAGUAGUGUAAAGUAAAAGUGAUACAUUCUUAUGUCCACAUUGUUUACUGUAAGAUGUUUGGCUUUAGGUCUAAAUGUAUGCAGAUGUGUAAAUAUCUGAGACAGCUGGCACCGACUGAGUCUAUACAUGUGUACGGUACAGAGAACGAAGGAGGUGCAUAAGGCGUGUAAUAACCGUGCUUUAUGUGUGUAUGGCAGCAACAUGUGUACUAAGAGUAAAGAGAAACUUACAUG
This is a messenger RNA of Pseudoliparis swirei, 2653 nucleotides long. Its product is annotated as electrogenic aspartate/glutamate antiporter SLC25A13, mitochondrial. Lineage: Eukaryota; Metazoa; Chordata; Actinopteri; Perciformes; Liparidae. Gene Ontology annotation, biological process: L-glutamate transmembrane transport; malate-aspartate shuttle; aspartate transmembrane transport. Gene Ontology annotation, molecular function: calcium ion binding; L-glutamate transmembrane transporter activity; L-aspartate transmembrane transporter activity. The record is from RefSeq and is a predicted model, not a curated record.